This is a messenger RNA of Panthera uncia (snow leopard), 4287 nucleotides long. It is a transcript of the gene LRFN1, whose product is annotated as leucine rich repeat and fibronectin type III domain containing 1. The transcript has 4 exons. The coding region runs from base 1327 to 3639 and encodes 770 amino acids. Gene Ontology annotation, molecular function: protein binding. NCBI's taxonomy places the organism in Eukaryota, Metazoa, Chordata, Mammalia, Carnivora, Felidae. The record is from RefSeq and is a predicted model, not a curated record.
CGCCCCCCCCACCCCGGGGUAUCCCCCUUCCCUUCCAGUGACCCGAGGCUGGGGCAUUAUGUUUAUUGCUGAGUGUGGCCCCUGCAGUGAGUCUGGAGUGGGCCCAGCUCCCAGGCCUUCUCCUAAGAGGCAUUCAAGAACACGUCUUUACUGAGCACCUCCUGGGUGCCGGUUCAUUGUUGUGGACACCGGAGAAAAGUGGUGCCCAUGCCACUGCCCUCAGGAGGCUUAUAGAUCAAUGACUAGACAAUAGGCAAUAAACAGAUAAGUAACACAGUAAAGAGGCGAAGAAGCAAACACGAUGAUUAACAAGCCAUGUAGGAAAUAAAAUGAGGUGAUGUGAUAGAUAGAAAUAGUGGGACCUGUUGGGACUAUGCUUUUGCUGCCACCUUAGUCUCUAGGAGAGUCCUCUGGCUCACGUCCCAACAUCUAUUAUGAAAGAUUUCAAACAGGCAGCAAAGUUGAAAAUAAUUUUACAGUGAACACCCAUAUACCCACCACCUAAAUUCUACCAUUAAUGUUUUACUUGCUUUAUCAUAAACCCAUCCAUCAACCCUUCCGUCAAUCCAUCUUAUUUUUUAUGUAUUUCAGAGUAACCUGCAGACAUGAGGACAAUUGGUAGGGGUGCAGGUGUGAACUGGGGCUGGGAAAGGAAGGCCUCUCUGAAGCGACUGCAUUUGAGUUCAGACUUGGAUGAAAAGGAGGAAUCACUACAGUGGGGAAAGAGUGCAAAGACCCCAGGAGCUGUGAUGAACUGAUACUGGAGAAGUAGAAAGAUCAUGGUACCGGCCCAGGCCCUAACUCCCUGCAGAGAGAUGAAGAAACGGAGAUUCAGAGAGGUUCAGACACUUGCCCGAGGUCACACAGCUAGUAAGUGUCAGAGCUGGAAUUUGAACCCAGGGACUAUGGCUUUGAAAUCCACAACCUUAAACCCUAGUCAACCCUGAUUUUUAAAAAUAUUUAGUGGGUACUGGAAGGCCCAGACUGGGCCAGGUGUCACCGCACCCCUCUGGUUGGAAAAUCAUGAGAGGUCUGGGCCUCCUAGAGGAAGGUCAGAGUUGGGAUUAGGACCCUGGGGGUGGGGGGUGGAGGGCGGUGUAAUUUACUAACCAGCAUGGAAAUAUUGUCUGUUAACAACAAAUGCAUGCCAGGUGAUGAUCAGUCCUGCCUCUGUUCAGACUGGAUGUCAGGAAGGCAGGGACCUGAGGCAGACUUCUAGUAGGACAUCGUGGGUGGCCAGGCUGGUGGUCAAGCCCUGUGCCUGGAUAACCCGUCUCGUUCCCUUGCAGGUCUCCCGCCCCACUCCUCCCGCCUUCCCUCUGCACCAUGGCUCCAGGCCCCUUCUCCUCGGCGCUCCCCUCGCCGCCACCUGCCGCCCUGCCCUUUCUGCUGCUGCUCUGGGCCGGGGCAUCCCGUGGGCAGCCCUGCCCCGGCCGCUGCAUCUGCCAGAACGUGGCGCCCACGCUGACCAUGCUGUGCGCCAAGACCGGCUUGCUCUUCGUGCCGCCGGCCAUCGACCGGCGCGUGGUGGAGCUGCGGCUCACUGACAACUUCAUCGCGGCCGUCCGCCGCAGAGACUUUGCCAACAUGACCAGCCUGGUGCACCUCACCCUGUCCCGUAACACCAUCGGCCAGGUGGCCGCCGGCGCCUUCGCUGACCUCCGCGCCCUCCGCGCCCUGCACCUCGACAGCAACCGCCUGGCCGAGGUGCGUGGCGACCAGCUCCGCGGCUUGGGCAACCUUCGCCACCUGAUCCUCGGCAACAACCAGAUCCGCCGGGUCGAGUCAGCUGCCUUCGACGCCUUCCUGUCCACCGUGGAGGACCUGGAUCUGUCCUACAACAAUCUCGAGGCCCUGCCGUGGGAGGCUGUGGGCCAGAUGGUGAACCUGAACACCCUCACGCUGGACCACAAUCUCAUCGACCAUAUCGCUGAAGGUACCUUUGUGCAGCUGCACAAACUGGUUCGCCUGGACAUGACCUCCAACCGCCUCCAUAAACUGCCCCCCGAUGGGCUCUUUCUGAGGUCCCAAGGUUCGGGGCCGAAGCCGCCCACGCCGCUCACGGUCAGCUUCGGCGGCAACCCUCUGCACUGCAACUGCGAGCUGCUGUGGCUGCGGCGGCUGACCCGAGAGGACGACCUGGAGACGUGUGCCACCCCGGAGCACCUCACCGACCGCUACUUCUGGUCCAUUCCCGAGGAGGAGUUCCUGUGUGAACCCCCGCUGAUUACACGGCAGGCGGGGGGCCGGGCCCUGGUGGUGGAGGGCCAGGCGGUCAGCCUGCGGUGCCGCGCUGUGGGUGACCCUGAGCCCGUGGUGCAUUGGGUCGCACCCGAUGGGCGGUUGCUGGGGAACUCGAGCCGGACCCGGGUUCGGGGGGAUGGGACACUGGAUGUAACCAUCACCACCUUAAGGGACAGUGGCACCUUCACGUGCAUCGCCUCCAACGCCGCUGGGGAAGCGACGGCCCCCGUGGAGGUGUGCGUGGUACCCCUGCCUCUGAUGGCGCCCCCGCCGGCCGCCCCGCCGCCCCUCACCGAGCCCGGCUCCUCAGACAUCGCCACGCCCGGCCGACCCGGUGCCAACGAAUCGGCCGCCGAGCGCCGGCUCGUGGCGGCCGAGCUCACCUCGAACUCGGUGCUCAUCCGCUGGCCGGCCCAGAGGCCCGUGCCCGGCAUCCGCAUGUACCAGGUCCAGUACAACAGCUCCGCAGAUGACUCCCUUGUCUACAGGAUGAUCCCAUCCACCAGCCAGACCUUCCUGGUGAAUGAUCUGGCAGCAGGCCGCGCCUACGACCUGUGCGUGCUGGCAGUCUACGACGACGGGGCCACUGCACUGCCGGCCACGCGAGUGGUGGGCUGUGUGCAGUUUACCACUGCCGGGGAUCCCGCGCCCUGCCGUCCACUGAGGGCCCAUUUCUUGGGUGGCACCAUGAUCAUCGCCAUUGGGGGCGUCAUCGUCGCCUCGGUCCUCGUCUUCAUCGUUCUGCUCAUGAUCCGCUAUAAGGUCUACGGCGACGGAGAUGGCCGCCGCGUCAAGGGUACCUCCAGGUCGCCUCCGCGGGUCAGCCAUGUGUGCUCGCAGACCAACGGCGCAGGCGCAUCGCAGGCCCCGCCCCCGCCGGCGCAAGACCGUUACGAGGCGCUGCGCGAGGUGACGUCCCCAGCUGCUGCCGCUUUGGCGGUCGAGGCGAAGGCCGCCGCCGCCGAGAUGGAUUCCACCGAGCCAGAGGCCGUCCUUGGACGCUCCCUGGGCGGCUCAGCCACCUCGCUGUGCCUGCUGCCGUCUGAGGAAAUCUCUGGGGAGGAGUCUCGGGCCAGCCCGGGCCCUCGGAGGAGCCGUUCCGGGGCCCUGGGGCCGCCGGCUUCGGCGCCCCCCACUCUAGCUCUGGUUCCUGGGGGGGCCCCGGCCCGGCCGAGGCCGCAGCAGCGCUAUUCGUUCGACGGGGACUACGGGGCACUCUUCCAGAGCCACAGUUACCCGCGCCGCGCCCGGCGGACAAAGCGCCACCGGUCCACGCCGCACCUGGACGGGGCCGGAGGGGGCGCGGCCGGGGAGGACGGAGACCUGGGGCUGGGCUCCGCCAGGGCACGCCUGGCCUUUACCAGCACCGAGUGGAUGCUGGAGAGUACCGUCUGAGCGGCGGGCGGGCGCCGGGACGCCUGGGUGCCGCGGACAAACGCCCAGCCACCCGGACGCUGGGGCAGGACUCGGGGGAGGAAGCACGGCGCCUAGUGGUCAGACUGGAGGGGGAGACGCGCCCUUCUCCUCCCUGAAGGGGGCGAGGCUGCCUCGUCUGCAGCUCUUGGCCACGCCCCCGGGCCCGGGGGAGUUAGGGGGCGGGCAGCCGGGCCCCCCUCCUCCAAGGACUCCCCGUCCCCCUCCUGCCCCUCCCCCCGCGCGCUCGCGGACCUCGCUGGAGCCGGUGCCUUACACAGCGAAGCGCGGGGAGGGGCAGGGCCCCCCCGACACUGCAGCACUGAGACACGAGCCCCCUCCCCCCGCCCGGGACCGGGGCAGGGGCGAGGGGCCCAUUUCUUGUAUCUGGCUGGACUAGAUCCUAUUCUGUCCCGCGGCGGCCUCCAAAGCCCCCACCCCCACCCCAUUCACCUCCCUGGUCCCGUCGGGUCUGGCUUGGGGUCCCCCUUUGUUCCCUUCCUCUCUGUCCCGCCCUAUGUCGUCUUUGUCUUAUGUCUCUGUCCUUCCCUAUUUGUCUCUCUCUGUCCCGCCGUCUCUUCUCCCUCCCAUAUCUUGUCCAGUCUCCCUCUCUCUCCUGAUUACCUCUUC